Messenger RNA from Fundulus heteroclitus (mummichog), 2482 nucleotides. RefSeq names its product E3 ubiquitin/ISG15 ligase TRIM25-like. The coding region runs from base 238 to 1899 and encodes 553 amino acids. The transcript has a single exon. NCBI's taxonomy places the organism in Eukaryota, Metazoa, Chordata, Actinopteri, Cyprinodontiformes, Fundulidae. The record is from RefSeq and is a predicted model, not a curated record. Gene Ontology annotation, molecular function: protein binding; zinc ion binding.
GCAAGCUUUAUAAAGGCGACCUCUGCUCCUUAUUCUGCAGGCUGUAAAACCUGAUAACCCUCCCUGUUCUUCCUGCUCUCAGACACACCUUGAAGCUGGUGGAGCAACAUCUGCUGGAGGUGAAAGCUGAUUGGCUGCAGCCUCUCUGCUCUGACACGUGAUUCGUAGAUCAGAGCUCAGAGCUGUUGCUGUUUUCAGGAAAUGAAACUCACACAGUCACUGUGACCGAGAGGAGAAAUGGAGCAGAACCAGCUGGACCGAGAAACCUUCUCCUGUUCGAUCUGUCUGGAUCUACUGAAGGAUCCGGUGACUAUUCCCUGUGGACACAGCUACUGUAUGAAGUGUAUUAAAAACUUCUGGGAUGAAGAGGAUCACAAAGGAAUCCACAGCUGCCCUCAGUGCAGGGAGACCUUCACACCGAGGCCCGUUCUGAAGAAAAACACCAUGUUAGCAGCUUUAGUGGAGCAGCUGAAGAAGACUGGACUCCAAGCUGCUCCUGCUGAUCUCUGCUAUGCUGGACCUGAAGAUGUGGCCUGUGAUUUAUGCUCUGGAAGAAAACUGAAAGCCAUCAAGUCCUGUUUAGUCUGUCUGGCCUCUUUCUGUGAGAAACACCUUCAGCCUCAUUAUGAUUCAGCUGCAUUUAAGAAACACAAGCUGGUGGAGCCCUCCAAGAACCUCCAGGAGAACAUCUGCACUCGUCAUGAUGAGGUGAUGAAGAUGUUCUGUCGUACUGAUCAGAAGUGUAUCUGUUAUCUCUGCUCUGUGGAUGAACAUAAAGGCCACGACACAGUGUCAGCUGCAGCAGAAAGGACUGAGAGGCAGAGAGAGCUGGAAGUGAGACGAGAAAACAUCCAGCAGAGAAUCCAGGACAGAGAGAAAGAUGUGAAGCUGCUUCAACAGGAGCUGGAGGCCAUCAAGCACUCUGCUGAUAAAACAGUGGAGGACAGUGAGAAGAUCUUCACUCAGCUGAUCCGUCUCAUCCAGAAAAGAAGCUCUGAUGUGAAGCAGCAGAUCAGAUCCCAGCAGGAAACUGAAGGGAGUCGAGUCAAACAGCUUCAGGAGAAGCUGGAGCAGGAGAUCACUGAGCUGAAGAGGAAAGACGCUGAGCUGAAGCAGCUCUCAGACACAGAGGAUCACAACCAGUUUCUCCACAACUACCCCUCACUGUCAGCACUCAGUGAGUCUACACACUCAUCCAGCAUCAAGAUCCGUCCUCUGAGCUACUUUGAGGAUGUGACAGCAGCUGUGUCAGAGCUCAGAGAUCAACUACAGGACAUCCUGAGAGACGCAUGGACAAACAUCUCACUGAGACUCACUGAGGUGGAUGUUUUACUGUCAGAACCAGAACCAAAGAGCAGAGCUGGAUUCUUGAGAUAUUCAUGUGAAAUCACACUGGAUCCAAACACAGCACACAGUGAUCUGUUACUAUCAGAGGGGAACAGGAAGGUGACAUGGAUGAAUCAACCUCAGUCUUAUUCUAGUCAUCCAGACAGAUUCACUGGUUGUUGUCAGGUUCUGAGUAGAGAGAGUCUGACUGGACGUUGUUACUGGGAGGUGGAGAGGAGAAAGAGCGUUAUUGUAGCAGUCGCAUACAAGAAUAUCAGCAGAGCAGGAGGAGGGAAUGAAUGUGGAUUUGGAAAUAAUGACAAAUCUUGGGCAUUAGAUUGUUACCAAGGAGGUUAUCAAUUUGCUCACAACAGCAUCUGGACCUCCAUCUCAGGUCCUGGUUCCUCCAGAGUAGGAGUGUACCUGGAUCACAGAGCAGGUAUUCUGUCCUUCUACAGCGUCUCUGAAACCAUGACUCUCCUCCACAGAGUCCAGACCACCUUCACUCAGCCGCUACAUGCUGGAGUUUAUGUUUAUUCUGGAGGUUCUGCUGAGUUCUGUAAACCCAAAUAGACAGAAUCCACUGAAGGUUCAGUGAGUUUGAUUCUGGUUUUUAAAUCUCCAGCAGAUUAUUUUCUUAAUUGUUGUUUUAUGUCUAAACUGCACAGAAAUCAAUAGUCAGAGAUUGUCAGCACUUGUUUUCCUUCAGAAUUGAUGUUCUGGUUCUGUUGGGUUUGUUAAUUUCUCAUCAUUGUUUUCUAAACCAGCUGAUCAGAACCAGAAUAUUUGCUGUUUUUCCUCCUUGUUGCUUUUAGCAGCAAAAACUGUGAACUCAGCAAUAAAAUGUCAAAUAAUGCCCCAGGUUUAAAAAGUGGAACCAGUUCUUUGAUCCGGUUCUGGUUUGGACCCAUUUUGUUGAGUCCAGACACACAUCAGACAACAGAUAUCAUCUAAUAUUGUAAAUUUGUCAUCUGAGAAUAAUCAUAUUUUUAAUGUUUUACUAUGUUUGAUCAUUAUUUCAAAACAUCUUUAAGGUAAAUAACCUCAAAACAACAAAAUCACCACAACUCUAAUUAGUAUUUCAGUUAAAAUUACAAUCCUGCUGUACAAUAUAGUUUUAUUUGAAACUUAAAAUUUACAGGAUGCGUGAAUGGUU